CGGUAUGAAACUCACCAACUUCCGGUUUUCAGAAAGACUUUGGUGAUCGGCAAACAUCAUGAUUCGAUCUCUCUGUAGAAAGCUGUUGACACAAAAAUCAAUUACUCAAGUCAGGCAGUUUCACAGAGCCUCACCACUAUGUUCAGGUCAGCUGUAUGUUCAUAGAGAUACACCAGAAAACAAUGCUGACACUCCAUUUGCCUUUACACCUGAAAAUAUCAAGAGAUGUGAGUUGAUCAUUAAGAAUUACCCAAUUGGUCAUCAAGCUGCAGCAGUUAUUCCACUGUUAGACUUGGCCCAGAGACAACAUGGAUGGCUACCCAUUUCAGCUAUGCAUGUGGUUGGUGAUAUGCUAAAAAUGCCAAAAAUGAGAGUUUAUGAAGUUGCAACAUUUUACACAAUGUUCAAUAGGCAACCUGUUGGUAAAUACUUUGUACAGAUCUGCACAACCACACCAUGUAUGUUAGGAGGUAUUGGAUCAGAUCUUAUCUUAGAGGCAAUUAAGAAGAAUUUAGGUAUUAAUGUUGGAGAGACAAGUAAAGACAAUAUGUUUACAUUGAUAGAAGUAGAAUGUCUAGGUGCCUGUGUUAAUGCUCCCAUGGUGCAAAUUAAUGACAAUUAUUAUGAAGAUUUAACCGUAGAUGAUAUAAAUGGUAUAUUAAAUGAUCUAAAAGCUGGAAAAGUUCCAAAGGCAGGUCCAAGAAGCGGCCAAAAUAACAGAUUUGCUUCAGAACCUAAAGGUGGCCUAACUUGCUUAAAUACACCACCAACAGGUCCAGGAUUUGGUGUUAGGAGUGAUUUAUAAUAGACAUAUAAUAAAAUAGAUUGUUGAAUUUGUGUACAGUAUUUUAAAAAUAAAAUGGUCAGCUGAUAAGAA
Messenger RNA from Mytilus californianus (California mussel), 877 nucleotides. RefSeq names its product NADH dehydrogenase [ubiquinone] flavoprotein 2, mitochondrial-like. Gene Ontology annotation, biological process: mitochondrial electron transport, NADH to ubiquinone. The coding region runs from base 59 to 805 and encodes 248 amino acids. The record is from RefSeq and is a predicted model, not a curated record. NCBI's taxonomy places the organism in Eukaryota, Metazoa, Mollusca, Bivalvia, Mytilida, Mytilidae. The transcript has 9 exons. Gene Ontology annotation, molecular function: NADH dehydrogenase activity.